This is a messenger RNA of Zophobas morio, 546 nucleotides long. RefSeq names its product insulin-like growth factor-binding protein complex acid labile subunit. Gene Ontology annotation, molecular function: protein binding. The record is from RefSeq and is a predicted model, not a curated record. Lineage: Eukaryota; Metazoa; Arthropoda; Insecta; Coleoptera; Tenebrionidae. The transcript has a single exon. Gene Ontology annotation, cellular component: plasma membrane. Bases 1 to 546 code for a protein of 181 amino acids.
AUGAUAAUUCGAAUACUCGAUUUGGGUUACAACGAAAUUACACACGUUGAAAAAAAUGCUAUCACCGACAUGCCAAACUUGGAACAGAUUCUGUUGUCUCGAAAUAAAAUUGUUAAAUUCCAUGCUAAUUCUUUCGUGAAUACUCCAAAAAUCUGGAUUCUUGAUCUGCGGUACAAUGAGUUGUGUGAACUGGGUGAAAAGUGGUUCAGUUGUAUGAAGAAAGAAGAACCCCUGAUCAUAGAGUUGGGGCACAAUAACAUUGAAAAAAUACAUCCUAGAACCUUCGAUGGAAUCAGCAUUUGGUAUAUGGAUUUAAGUCACAAUAAACUGAAUGAAGUUCCAGGAGAAAUGUUUACAGGAAGCUUGGCUGAGUUGAAGCUGACUAACAACACAUUAGAACAUCUACCGGAUUCUUUUUUCCAACAGAAAGAUUUGAAAGGUCUCAAUAUUGGCGACAAUCCUCUCCAGUGUGGUACUUUACAAAAAUUGAAGAAGUUUGCUGAAACAAAUGGCGCGAUAAUAGAAUAUGACAACCAGAAAUGUUAA